Messenger RNA from Puntigrus tetrazona (Sumatra barb), 1534 nucleotides. RefSeq names its product transmembrane protein 138 (gene tmem138). Bases 542 to 1030 code for a protein of 162 amino acids. Gene Ontology annotation, cellular component: cilium. The record is from RefSeq and is a predicted model, not a curated record. The transcript is spliced from 6 exons. NCBI's taxonomy places the organism in Eukaryota, Metazoa, Chordata, Actinopteri, Cypriniformes, Cyprinidae.
AGCGCUGGUUCACUUCUGUGGUUCGCUUUCCGCACGAGUCAGAAACUCUCCGUUACAAUCACGGGAAAUCACUAUGAUUUUACUUUUCAGACGGAAGAUUUCACGAUUCAGUGAGGUGACGUCUGGUUUCCUACCUGCGCGGGUCUAAAGUGACCUGCUGCUCUUCCUGUGUAACACCUUGGAUAACACGCGCUGAAGGACUCGCACGAGGCCAGUGUGACAGCCCUCCACAGGAGGAACAUCUCGACGCGCUCCGAUGAGGAUCUCAGCUCUUCAGGAACAUUAAUACCCCCCCCCAGCGUCUGAAUGUUUGCUCAUCAGCGCGUCCGGCAUGGCUUACGCCAGGAUUAAACGGCCAGUGGAGCGACUCCAGGAAUUAUCCUCGCAGCGCUUGGGUUUGUCGUGGAGUAGCGGAAAGCGAGAUGGAAUUUCCUCCAUGUGAUCACGGCGAGAUGAUCUCGGCGUCAGACGUCUGCUGAAGACUUUAUAUGGGCGGAGGGCCGCGGUGUUGUUUUCUAGUGUAUUCCGGAUCGCCGCAGACAUGCUCCAGACCAAUAACUAUUCGCUGGUGCUGCUGAUCCAGCUGGCGCUGCUGACCUUUGACCUGUUCGUCAACUCCUUCAGUGAGCUGCUGCGGACCGCGCCGGUCAUACAGCUCGUGCUCUUCAUAAUCCAGGACAUCGGCAUCCUGUUUAACGUGAUCAUCAUCCUUCUCAUGAUGUUCAACACAUACGUGUUCCAGGUGGGGCUGGUGUCUCUGCUGCUGGAGCGGUUCCGAGCGCUGCUGAUACUGUCUGCUCUCUACCUGACUCUCAGCAUCUGCUUUCACUGCUGGGUCAUGAACCUGAGGUGGAUGGAGUCCAAUCGUUUCGUGUGGACGGACGGCCUGCAGGUCCUCUUUGUGUUCCAGAGACUGGCUGCCGUGUUGUAUUACUACUUCUACAAACGCACGACCGAGUAUCUGGGAGACCCCAGACUCUACGAAGAUUCCCCGUGGCUCCGCGACGCGUUCGCUCGAGCGCGGCAGUGAAACGAAACGCCCGGAAAACCAGCCCCGAAGCGGCGCUAACGUCGUGCAGUACGACACGCAGCUAAAGCAGGAAACUUAACGGACUCCAUUUAAAGCGAACUUGUGAACCGCGGAGCACGUCGGCGACCGGAGAGAUGUCCUUCGAUGCUUUUAACGCGACGGGAAAUAAAGCACGCGACGUCUCUAAACACAUCUUAGUGCAACAGCUCACCAGGUGUAAAGCUACAGUUAGCGUAAAUAGCUUCUAGGGUAGCGUAGCACGUUAAAAAACGUCUUUUUGUAUGGUUUCGGAUCAGCGCUUGAGCAGAGGUUGAUCGUACGGUUUCUGAGAGAUUUCGUUCACUUCGGUUUGCCUUCGAAACGACAAAUGGAAUUUGGUCUCAAGGAAUCUUUUUGUAUAUCGUGCCCGUUUUUUUUUAACAUUUUGUUUGUAAUGUUUUCUUAAACGUCCUCCAAGCGAAACACGUCCGGUGUAUUUCGAGUCGACGGAGCAUCAACAAAGUG